AUGAGAUUGAUUCAUGGAUCUACGUUUCGAAGCAUUUCAUCAAGAGUUAAUUGUGGUAAUGCUACUCGGUGGUUGCUAUUUAAUGGUUCUAAUUCAGUUGGCAGAGCUUCCGUAGUGUGCAGGACUCGGUAUGGAGGGUUUAGUUUACAGAGACAGCAAGAAAGGUAUAAGUAUGAUGAACCUAAGAAACCGUCAAAGGUAACGUCUUCAGUUUCAAACAAGGUUAAUAAAUUUGAUUUUAAGUAUAUCACUGAAAAAGACAGGUUGAUUGCUCAAUCUAAGUCUAAUUUUGAGAAAUUGAGGAUUAAUAUGAGAUGGUUUUUAACCAAAUCAACUACGCCAUUGAACAAAUAUUAUAUUUUUUUAACAACAUUCAUUUCAUGGUUAUUUGUAAGUAAUUUAUUUUUGAUAUUGUUUGGAACAACUACUUUUGUAUCGAUUAUCUUAUUCCUUUUGAACACCGUGUCAGCCCAAGAAUUUUUAACUACAAAAAUUGGUUAUUAUAUCACCAAGAAUACAUCACUAUAUGUUGUUUUUGAAAAUGCUAUGGUUCCAAAUUGGGCUUCUGGUAAUAUUAUAAUGCAUAAAGUUUUCAUUUCAAGAAGACCUAAACUAUCACAAAAUUUUACAAAGGGUUCGCAAGAGGAAGCUGUUCAAAGAGCAGAAUUGGCAUUGCGUGAAAAGCAAUUCUUGAUUAAUGAUUUGAAAUUCGACGAUGGUAACUAUACACAAUUUGAUUUGACUAUUGAUCAGUUAGAGUUUUCAUUGAGCCUUUCAAAUUGGUUGAAUGGGAAGGGGAUCGUGGAUGAAGUGAAAAUCAAUGGGUUGAGAGGAGUUGUAGACAGAACUCAUGUUGCUUGGAAACCUAAAGAUAACCCUAGAAAUUACCUUAAUGUUCACAAGCCUGGAGAUUUUGAAAUUAAUAAGUUUUCAAUGAAUGAUGUACUGAUUACAUUGUAUCAGCCCAGGAAAUUUCGACCAUUUCAAGUCAGCAUACAUAAUUGUGAAUUGCCGCAAUUGAGGAAAAAUUGGUUAUUCUUUGAUAUUCUAAAUGCGACAUCAAUGAGCGGUACAUAUGAUAAUUCGAUGUUUACGAUUCAUAAGAAACUAUUGAAAGAGAAUGAAGAGCAACACGAUGAUAACAACUUACAUUUCCACAAAAAAGAGAAUAUAUGGCAAGCCAAGACAAGACUGCGAGUUGAUAAUUUAGAUGUAGACCAUUUGAAUGCAGGAAUAGACGGGCCAUUUGGGUGGAUUACUGAGGGUCAAGUUGAUAUGAUUGGGGAUAUUCUAUUACCCAACAAUGAUAUCGACCCGAUACAGAUAUUAACAGAGAUCAGUGAACGAUUAUUAAUCAAAGCCAAGGAUUAUUCAUUAUUAUUCCCGAUGAUCAACAAUUUGAACGACAAUUCAAAUCUGAUAGAAAAACCGAAAGAAGAACCAAAAGGAUUAGAUCCAAAUAACUAUUUUAUCAUGGAUUUUUUCUUAAAAUUACAUAACGUCAAGGCAGAAGUUCCACUCUUCACACAAGAACUAAGUUACAUGAACAACGCGAUAAUCCGGCCAAUAGUAGGCUAUAUCAACUCCAAUCGUACAUACAUCCCGAUCAAAUGUAGAAUUGUCAAAGACAUUGCAGAUUUCGAUGGUUCCUGGACAAUGUACGACUCAUUAUUAAUGAACGAUUUAAGUGCCCAAGUGUACGACGCAUUCGCAGAAUACGUAGCUGACGAAAGAAGAAGAUCGGUAAGGCUACGAAGAGUAGGAUUCUGGUCAUUGCAACUAAUACUUCAAUUAAUAUUGAUGAGUUUAGGAGCAAUUGCUUGA
Messenger RNA from Vanderwaltozyma polyspora DSM 70294, 1824 nucleotides. RefSeq names its product Mdm31p (gene MDM31). The coding region runs from base 1 to 1824 and encodes 607 amino acids. The transcript has a single exon. Gene Ontology annotation, cellular component: mitochondrial inner membrane. Lineage: Eukaryota; Fungi; Ascomycota; Saccharomycetes; Saccharomycetales; Saccharomycetaceae. The record is from RefSeq and is a predicted model, not a curated record. Gene Ontology annotation, biological process: mitochondrion inheritance.